Messenger RNA from Mesocricetus auratus (golden hamster), 2061 nucleotides. RefSeq names its product aldehyde dehydrogenase, cytosolic 1. Bases 54 to 1559 code for a protein of 501 amino acids. The record is from RefSeq and is a predicted model, not a curated record. Gene Ontology annotation, molecular function: benzaldehyde dehydrogenase (NAD+) activity. The transcript is spliced from 13 exons. Lineage: Eukaryota; Metazoa; Chordata; Mammalia; Rodentia; Cricetidae.
AACAGAACUAACUUGCUGAGCCUGUCACCAGAAUUCCAGGAGCCAAACCAGCAAUGUCUUCCUCUUUGCAACCUGAAGUCCCUGCCCCGCUGGCCAACUUGAAGAUUCAGUAUACUAAGAUCUUCAUAAACAAUGAAUGGCAUGACUCAGUGAGUGGCAAGAAAUUUCCUGUCUUUAACCCUGCAACUGAGGAUGUCAUCUGUCAUGUAGAAGAAGGGGACAAGGCAGAUAUUGACAAAGCAGUGAAGGCUGCACGGCAAGCUUUUCAGAUUGGCUCCCCAUGGCGCACCAUGGAUGCUUCAGAAAGAGGGCGCCUCCUGUACAAGCUGGCUGACUUAAUGGAAAGAGAUCGCCUGCUCCUGACUACAAUGGAGUCAAUGAAUGCUGGGAUAAUCUUCACAAAGGCAUACACGGUGGAUUUCGAGGUUAUGAUAAAAGGAUUAAAGUACUGUGCAGACUGGGCCGACAAGAUCCAUGGUCAAACAAUACCAAGUGAUGGAGAUAUUUUCACUUACACAAGACGUGAACCAAUUGGGGUGUGUGGUCAAAUCCUCCCUUGGAAUGGACCCUUGUUAACUUUCAUUUGGAAGGUAGGCCCUGCCCUUUGCUGUGGGAACACUGUGGUUGUCAAACCAGCAGAACAAACUCCUCUCACUGCUCUUUACAUGGCGUCUUUAAUAAAAGAGGCAGGAUUUCCUCCUGGCGUGGUAAACAUUGUCCCUGGUUAUGGGCCAACUGCAGGGGCAGCCAUCUCUUCUCACAUGGACAUCGACAAAGUGUCCUUCACGGGAUCAACAGAGGUUGGCAAAUUAAUCAAAGAAGCUGCAGGGAAAAGCAAUCUGAAGAGGGUCACCCUGGAGCUUGGGGGAAAGAGCCCCUGCAUUGUGUUUGCAGAUGCUGACUUGGACAGUGCUGUUGAGUUUGCACAUGAAGGAGUGUUCUGCCACCAAGGUCAGAUUUGUGUCGCAGCAUCCAGGCUUUUUGUUGAGGAGUCAAUUUAUGAUGAGUUUGUGAAAAAGAGUGUUGAGAGGGCUAAGAAAUACGUUCUUGGAAAUCCUCUGAACUCAGGAAUAAAUCAAGGUCCUCAGAUUGACAAGGAACAGCAUGAUAAAGUACUUGAACUCAUUGAGAGUGGGAAGAAAGAAGGAGCCAAAUUGGAGUUAGGUGGUGGACGCUGGGGGAACAAGGGAUUCUUUGUCCAGCCCACCGUGUUCUCCAAUGUUACUGAUGAGAUGCGCAUUGCUAAAGAGGAGAUAUUUGGACCAGUGCAACAAAUCAUGAAGUUCAAAUCUCUAGAUGAUGUAAUCAAGAGAGCGAACAAUACUAUCUAUGGCCUAGCAGCAGGAGUCUUCACGAAAGACCUGGAUAAAGCCAUCACCGUGUCUUCUGCUCUGCAGGCUGGGAUGGUGUGGGUUAACUGCUAUUUGACUUUUUCUUUCCACUGCCCCUUUGGUGGAUUCAAGAUGUCUGGAAAUGGGAGAGAAAUGGGUGAGCUUGGUAUAUAUGAAUACACUGAACUCAAGACAGUUGCCAUGAAAAUAUCUCAGAAGAACUCUUAAAGAAGUCACCAGAGUGAAGAGAAACCCUUCAGCAAGGACUACACAUCUACUAUAGUCACCCCAAUAGUGUUUUUCUUUAAGUCUUCUAUUGAUUUCUUAAACAUAAGCGACUCAUUAGUAUUGAUGCCACAUAUAGAACACUUGUAGUUUAAUCUGAAAGAAUCAUUGGCCUUCUAAUAUGGGACCCCAAUUCAUAUAAUAGAUUUAAAGGAUAGAUUUAGGUGCAAGCUCUCUGUGACUCUGUCAUGAUCAGGUGUUUUCCAAUGUAGAAUGUUUAGAAUAUUUACCUGGUAAGGAGGACCAGUUGUAAUUUAAACUCUGUCUGUCAGUGACUCCUUGAAUCACUCAAUCUGCACAAUGACUGCAGAGUAAGUUGUUCUGUUCCCUGUGGUUAUUCCUUCUGAGUGUUGUGAAAUGGUUUCUAGAAUGCCAUACCUGCUUGUCAAAUGAAAUGCCUAUCUGGAAUUAGAAUGUGAAGCUUAAUAAAGGUAAUUUCACAAGA